Messenger RNA from Scutellospora calospora, 282 nucleotides. The record is from the annotation of a GenBank genome assembly. NCBI's taxonomy places the organism in Eukaryota, Fungi, Glomeromycota, Glomeromycetes, Diversisporales, Gigasporaceae.
UAGAGGAUGAAGCUCAAGUAGAUCAAAGUCUUUAUCCUAUUGAAUUUUUAAAUACUUUGACAUUAAGUGGAACACCUCCUCAUAAAUUAGUACUUAAAAAAGUAAAAAAUUGUCACCAAAAUGUUAUUAAUGCUGAAAUUCUUACUGGAAUUAAUCAAAGCACAAGAGUUUUUAUACUUCGAAUAAGGCUACAACUAUCUGAUACUAAUCUUCUUUUUACAUUAAUAAGAAGACAAUUUCCUAUUAGAUUAUCUUUUGCAAUAACUAUUAAUAAAGCACAAG